UGGAGUAAUUCAUUUUUAUCACAAAACUGAAGUCUGUCAGAGUUAAGAAAAAAUACGGUGAUAAAAUUAUAUAAGGGAAAUGCGGAAAACAUACACUGGCAACAAUAUGUAAAAUUUCAACCGGGAGGGACCUCAUGGUUAAACUAAUGAUAUUAUCUAGCAAUGCUCAAAUGGGUUUCACCAUCUCUUACCUCUUUUCCCGUUGCAGCUUAUAUCGAAACCUUUAAUCGACCUGCUUGUUAUUCACUUCUGGUGCACGCCCUUCUGUGUUCCGUUUCUGGUGCUAUUCUUAAUCAAAUGACUGCUCGGUAUCCACCGGAUGCAAGCUUAUCAUGCGCCCUUAUUAUUUCCUUUUUGAGAAUUUGCAUAAAAUACUAGUUCAAAAAUUCCAGGGAUGUUCGUUGCAGGGUCCAAUGAGAAACAA
Xylona heveae TC161 is the source of this 424-nucleotide messenger RNA. RefSeq lists its product as hypothetical. The record is from RefSeq and is a predicted model, not a curated record. The transcript has a single exon. Lineage: Eukaryota; Fungi; Ascomycota; Xylonomycetes; Xylonales; Xylonaceae. The coding region runs from base 163 to 378 and encodes 71 amino acids.